UUAUUAAAUAGAAAACGUCCUAAAUGAAAACGAAAGGUUUGGCCACACUAUCGAAAAAAUAUGUAUACAAUUAAAUGAAAUUAAAAUAAAAGUUUUGGAUGUUAAGGCAGCACUAUGAGUAUUGGCGACGUUGAGUACGAAUACGUUGUGUUAAAAAUAAAUGGUUACGAUGUUAGUCAUUUGUCGAGGUAUGAAGCGGUUCAAAAGUUCCUUCAAGCUAAAGAAACCAUUGUUGUUGAAUUAUGCCGACAGAAAAACAAUGCAUUAGAUUUAGAAUUAAAACAAGGCUCCAAUGCCAAAAUAUCAAAAUUAGAUAAACCCGAAGAACUUUCUGUCCUAACUGAAAAUUCAGCAGAAGCGACGAUCACAACUAUCAGUGCCUCCCAAGAAAAAAAAGGACAUCCAUCAACACCUUUGAAAGGAACCGAGACGAAAACUCCCGUCGUUUUGACUCUACGGGCUAGAAGUCACGAUGAUCGUUUGGGCGGUUCACAAGCAGCAUCAAAGGAAACUCAAACCCAAACAAUCGUGGACACGGACGUGUCUCUAAAGGAUAGAGAUUUGGUUCACACGAUUACCGACAACUUCAUAGAGCAUGAACACCACUUGUUUGAACAAUGCUUGGAACCGGAAAUUGAAAUUGAGGAAGUAACGCUUAUUAAAGGUGUUGAGCAUUCAAGAAGCAAUCAAAUUGGGCUCAUUGUUACCUCUUCUGGGCUUCAGCAAUCAAGCAUCGACUCGAAUAAAGGUGACAUACUGCGUAACAACGUAGAACAGAGUGAGGACGUGUUCAUUAGUGGUGUACAACCGGAAAGUAUAGCCUAUCGAGAUGGGCGCCUGCGACAGGGUGACCAGAUUCUUCGUAUUAACGGCUUGGAUGUCAAAAACCAGGAGGAGUUCGAAACCCAGAUAGCCGGGAGUAGUACAUCAGUAACCCUACUAGUUAGUCGAAUUCUAUACCCUGAAGACGAUGAUGACGAAGAUAUACAUUUUGAGUAUGCUAAUACAUUUCUGCCAGAUGACUAUACAAAUGUAGUGGAUAAGUUGGAUAAGGUUUUAUUAACUCACGUCCAGUCUAUGGAAGAACUAUCCCAUGAAUCCGCCAUCCAAUCUGACAAAUGCUAUCAAAUACCAUCAGAACAGAACUCGUCUGAUUCAAAUGUUAAAAUGUCAUUGUCGAAUAAUAUCAUUGAACAAUCUACCAAGUCGUGUAAUAAAAUUAAGCUUCGCCCGAAUGCAAACUUUGAUUACCGAAAAAGCUUCAAUCAAUCUUUAAGCCAAAAUGAAGUUCAUCUGCAAUAUGAAUACGACGAAAGCGAGCACAUUUACGAGACCAUUCCAGAAGAUUCUGAAAGUGAACCACUAUAUUGUUCACCGUACCAACGUUCAAACGGCAAGACGUCGAUAGAUUCUUGUUCAUCGAGAACGGUCGAAACAUUAGAAACAACAAUGCAACAACAAACUCAAAGAGUGGCCCAGUGGUUGGGCUUGAAGCCACAAUACCCGAAAACUAGACACACUCUAGUUGGUCGACCCCCGCCGUUGAAACUAGUACAGCAACCUACUUGUAGUCGUGUUUUUACCCUACGGAGCACAUUAACCAACACAAGCGGAUCCAGCAGUAGUGGAGUGGCAUACAGCGCUUAUGGACCAAAUAAUGUUGUUAUUGGAAACCCUGCAGCUCUUGGCGAAGAGGUCGAUAACUCCUCAAGUGCCUACAACACUGGUGGCUCAAAUAAUAGCGUUUCUCCCCAUCAAAACACAACAAAUCCUGAUGAUGGUAUCGCCACAGGUCGCAAACUUGAAAGUACAGCUAUUAAUGGCCACAAUGAUCACUUGGAAUCCACAGCUGUAAGCAGUAUGCUGCUAUUACCAUUCGGCAAGUCUGGCCGUAUAGGUCUCUGUUCUUCCAAUCUGCCAACAGCAUAUGUCAGCGAGAAGCAACACAACGUUGGCUUCGAAAAUGAAAACAAUUCACUUAAAAGUGACAUUGAAAUACUAAGAGUUAAACAAACUGAGGAUUCCUGUAGCCAUUGUCCACAGUUUAACGCCCCAAAUUUAAGUAGUUACCACUUUGUUAGUAGUCAAGAGGUUGCAAACAGAUGCCAUAUUUCAACAAGCUUACAACAAAAUUCUCCAUUGCUUAACGGUAAAAGUGGUGAGGACAUUCCCAUGGUAUGGAAGGUUAAAAGACGACCAGAUGGAACGCGGUACAUAGUUAAACGCCCAGUACGUAAUCGACCGCAAGUUGCGAUUCGAAAAAAUAUGCGCUGCAACGAGUUUACAACAACGGAGGAGGAUACAGUAUCAGAAGUAAAAAUAGGUCGGUAUUGGACGAAAGAAGAACGUAAGCGGCACAUCGAACGGGCUCGAGAGAGGCGGCAUCAUCAGACGCAGCCACAGCAACAAUAGCCAUAGUAACACUUUCCUCUUGUACUAUUUAAAUAUUACAUAGCUUUAACUACAGUCUUAAGAACACAAAUGGGAUUCACUGUCCAAAAA
Molecule: messenger RNA, 2502 nt
Organism: Drosophila yakuba
Lineage: Eukaryota; Metazoa; Arthropoda; Insecta; Diptera; Drosophilidae
Gene: Slip1
Product: slo-interacting protein 1
Exons: 6
Coding region: 115-2412 (765 amino acids)
Molecular function (GO): protein binding
Source: RefSeq, a predicted model, not a curated record